Molecule: messenger RNA, 599 nt
Organism: Acanthopagrus latus (yellowfin seabream)
Lineage: Eukaryota; Metazoa; Chordata; Actinopteri; Spariformes; Sparidae
Product: CD209 antigen-like protein A
Exons: 6
Coding region: 42-599 (185 amino acids)
Source: RefSeq, a predicted model, not a curated record
CAUUUAACUUGAAGCCCUCAUUUAGGAUCGCAGCAUUCAAGAUGAACAGAAAACCAACCGCACCAACUGGGAAAACUGAGGAAGAAGCUGAUUAUGUUAACUCAGCAGUACACACAGUGGAGAAAACAGCCACCACUCCAGACCAGAAGUUUGGCUCCUUCACUCGCUCUUCUUCACCAGUGGCAGGGUGUUGGGUGAUACUGAUCGUUAUCAUGGCCCUUCGUAUUUACUUUACUUCAGUCAUUUCUGAAAACAACGGCAUGCUGAGUGCAGAAAACCAGGAACUGAGGACACAAAAGAAAAACUUGACUGAUAUGUUAGAAGACAUGGAGACAGAGAGGAAUGAGCUCAACGUGAGUCGAGCUCAGUGGAGCAUUGAUCAAUACUGCCCCAUAGUGGGAGCUGCAAGACAGUGUAAGUCCUGUCAGGCAGGCUGGUUACAUGACGAGUCCAGCUGCUACGUGAUGAAUGAUCCUAGACCUCCUGAGCAGAAAACCUGGGAUGGAGCACAAGCGGUCUGCAAGGAAAUGAUUUCAGAUCUUGCUGUUAUAAAUAAUGCAAAGGAGAAGCUCCUGGAUACAACCAGCGACUCCUACUGA